Molecule: messenger RNA, 4339 nt
Organism: Poecile atricapillus (Black-capped chickadee)
Lineage: Eukaryota; Metazoa; Chordata; Aves; Passeriformes; Paridae
Product: kelch-like protein 23
Exons: 5
Coding region: 708-2417 (569 amino acids)
Biological process (GO): RNA processing; positive regulation of translation
Cellular component (GO): cytoplasmic stress granule; cytosol; nucleus
Molecular function (GO): protein binding; RNA binding
Source: RefSeq, a predicted model, not a curated record
GACAGAAUAUAUGAGCAGAGUCUUUCUCUACUUGGGAGACAAUGGUGUCAAAGAAGAUGAGAUGAAAAGAACUAUGACAACAAUUCCUUUCACUGAGGGAAUGAUAGAUCUUCUGGGAUUUAUUGAUUCAAGAGUUUGGGGAGAGCUGUGGCUGCUCCCUUUCGACUCCUGCUUUUCGGUGGUGGGGGAGCCCCUGGAACUUGCUGCUCUUUCCAAUAUCGCUUCUCCAAGCGCCCUGCGAGAGCGGGGCCCCCCUGCGAGAAGCGGCUUCAGGUCGCUGACAGCGACGGCCGAGGCCCCUCGCUUUGUUGUGUGGCUGAGUGACACCGAGCUGGUGACGCUCCCCAGGCAUCUGCUCCUGUCCCUAACACGGCCGGGUCUUCUGUCAGCGCCGCAGACAGCCUUUAACCCCUGUCUCGGGCUGGGGAGCGCCUGGGCGGCGGCGGCAGCGCUUCGGGCCGGACCUUCCCAAGGCGAGCGGGCGAGCGGGCGUGCGGGGGCCGGGCUGGGCGUCGGGGCCCGCCGGCCUCGCGGAGGGGCGCGCGGGGGGGCCGGCCGGGGCACCAAAAUAGGAGCUGUCGCUGCGGCCCCGCUGCUUCCUCCGGCAGCGGCUCUUCCAAAGACGGUCACGGGCCGCCGCGGGCUGGGAGCUCCGGAGGGCGGCCGGGCUGCGCGGAGCGGCGCGGACAAAGCGGCGGGGCGCGGCGAUGGCCGCGCCCGGGCAGGAGGAGUACGCGUACCUCUACAAGGACUCUGCGCACCCCGCCGGCUUCUUGGAGGCGUUCCGGGCGUUUUACCUGGACGGGCUGUUCACCGACAUCACCCUGCAGUGUGCUUCGGGGGUCAUCUUCCACUGCCACAGAGCUGCCCUGGCAGCCUGCAGCAGUUAUUUUAAAGCUAUGUUCACAGCCGAUAUGAAAGAAAAAUCAAAAAACCAGAUCAGCCUUCCCGGGCUCAGCCAUGCGGUGCUGGAAGCUCUCGUGAAUUACGCGUACACAUCACAGAUUCAGAUAACAAAGAAAAAUGUCCAAAGCCUACUCCAGGCUGCAGACCUGCUCCAGUUCGUGUCAGUAAAGAAAGCCUGUGAGCAGUUUCUGGUGAGGCACUUAGAUACUGACAACUGCAUUGGGAUGCACUCCUUUGCUGAAUAUCAUGAUUGCUCGGAGCUGGAGAAAGAGUCCAGAAGGAUAUUGUUAUGGCAGUUUGAAGAAGUGUGGAAGCAGGAAGAGUUUCUGGACAUUGGCAAGGAGAAGCUCUCUUAUAUUCUUUCCAGGGAGAAUCUCAAUGUUCAGAAAGAAGAAGCAGCCAUUGAAGCUGUCAUUAAGUGGGUUUCACACAACGUGGAAGGAAGAAUUGAAGACAUCUGUGAAAUGCUAAGCUGCAUCAAAGUAGACUUAGAUAAUGUGUAUUUGAGGUCAGCUUUAAGCCUGCAAAAAAAAUGCCGACUCAAUGACAGUAAGAUAAGAUCACUCGUAUAUAAUGCCCUGAACCUCAAUCCCAAAGGUCUUUCCAGAAGAUCCACAGCAACAAUGUAUGUAAUUGGAGGAUAUUAUUGGCAUCCCUUAUCAGAAGUGCAUGUUUGGGAUCCUUUAACCAAUGCAUGGGUCCAGGGAACAGAGAUGCCAGAUCACACUAGAGAGAGCUAUGGGGUCACUAGUUUGGGACCAGACAUAUAUGUGACAGGAGGUUACAGAACAGAGAGUAUUGAAGCUCUUGACACCGUGUGGAUAUAUAACAGCGAGAGAGAUGAGUGGACAGAAGGCUGCCCCAUGCUUGACGCAAGGUAUUACCACUGCGCAGUUUCCUUGAGUGGCUGCAUUUAUGCAUUGGGAGGGUACCGAAAGGGAGCUCCAGUCCAAGAAGCUGAGUUUUAUGAUCCUUUAAUACAGAAAUGGCUUCCCAUCGCAAACAUGAUCAAAGGAGUUGGAAAUGCCACUGCCUGUGUCCUGCAUGAAGUUAUCUACGUCGCUGGAGGUCACUAUGGGUACAGGGGAAGCUGCACCUACGAUAAAAUCCAGAGAUACCAUUCAGGUAGCAACGAGUGGAGUAUAGUCACCACAAGUCCACAUCCAGAAUACGGAUUGUGUUCAAUUACAUUACAAAACAAGAUCUAUUUUGUGGGUGGACAGACCACAAUCACUGACUGCUAUGACCCAGAGCAAAAUGAGUGGAAGCAGAUGGCUCACAUGAUGGAGAGAAGGAUGGAGUGUGGCACGGUGGUUAUGAACGGGUGCAUCUAUGUAACAGGAGGAUAUUCCUAUUCAAAAGGAACAUACCUGCAGAGCAUUGAGAAAUACGACCCUGAACUGAAUAAAUGGGAAGCAGUAGAUGUGUGCCUGUGUGGAAUGGAAGGAGGAAAUGAGAGAGACUGGAAAAGUAACAUCUGCCUGAGAUUCAAACUUCUCUAUUUUGUUUAAUACCAUUUGAUCUUUUCUAAACAGUGACUUGAGAAAAGGUAACAACUAAAGAAAUUUGUCAAUGUAUGUUAUGCAUGAAGAAAAAAAAUUAUCUAUGAGAUUGAUUUAUUUAUUAUUUCUCUCAAAACUUAAUAUGAGAUCUUCAAAUUCUAUGUAGAAAGUAGAUUUUGGUUAAGUGAUUUACAGACAAACAGAUCACACUUUGAGUGGCCUGACAGCGGUGAUCCAAAUGAAGAAAUGCUUUGGGGAACAGAGAAGGCUCUUUUAGCAAUGAACCCCCAAUACAGUUUAUAAAAUGACUGCAGAAACAGCUGUUAGACAUUGGUGUGAGAGGCAGGGAUGACACAGGGCUGCCGUAGGGUGUGGUGAGAACUUCCCACACCAGCACUGCCACCUAAAAUGAAAUUUUGGUUUUAUUUGAUUUCUCAGAUACAAAGAAAGGGCUUUUCCAAGUAGUAAGCUCUGAGUUUAUAAUAUUUAUUUUGUUUGAUCAUAAGCACGCUCAACUUUUUUUUUAUUCUUUCACAUUUUUAUGCUAUUUCUGACUUACAUUUGACUGCUGGUAACAGGUGGCACUCAACUCUGGCUUUGAUGUGAAGUUCUGUGGUAUAUAUGUACAGUACUUUUUUUAAUAUUUUCAUAUGUUGCCUCACAAUGUCAGAGGUUGUGUGUGUGUCUAGCAUUUUGUUUUGUAACCCAUCCCAUUGAGAUCUAUUUAAGGAUUCAAUGUAAUUUGUUUAAAGACUGCAAACUCUAAAGAGCUGUGGAGAAUAGAACUCAGAGGCUGUUUGAAAUGCAUGGGCCAAGCAGGUGGGCAAAAGAGAUAAAGUGAAUUUGUUUCUCCUGGAAAUCUCCACAGCUGAGAAUUGCUCAAGGGCAGGGGGGAUUUAAAGGGCAACAUCACAAGAACAUGAAGGUGAUCUUUGUAUUGAAUGAAACCAGAACAAACUCAACAUGUUUAUGUAAUUUUUCAGUGCAACUUAUGUUCCCAUGAAGCUUGAUGUUUGUUGAAAAACACAAGCAUAGAACAGCUGCUUGUGGCUGGCCUUGAGGUUCAUUCUGGCCUUUAUCCUGUCACAGACAGUCAUGAGUCAGUGAAUGGAUCUAAAGAGAAGGUGAGGACUAACAAAACCAACCCCCUCAGUGUCCACUUGUCAACUGCUUGCAGACUAGGUGCUUGAUGUUGGUGAAAGAUAGUGCUGUUCCAGGACUGGAGCAUAGGCACUGGAAGCUGGACUCUGCUUUGUGCCCCUGGGCAACCUGCAGGCAAGCAAAUGCUACUUUUUGGCCUCAGUGUUAAGUGCAAAGCGGAAAAAAAGCCUUUAGUUCUCUCCUGUCAGGAGAGUGUUUGUUGGUCUGGCUGGCAUAAACAAAAGUCAAAGAAAAUACUGCUUAGGACUUGAGUUAAAUCCUAAUUUCUGAGAUUUUCAAUGCAUUAGAAUAAACGGAGAGAAGAAUGAGUUCAGAUUCAUGGUUAAAUUUCAACUGGUGCUAUUUUUCACAAUAACCUACAAUGCCCUUUUAAAUUAGCUCACGUAGCACAUCCCAAAUCUUGGGCACAGGCAGGAAAAUGAACUCAGCAAGAGCAACAGGCUUCUGACAUCUGGUCAGCAGCCUACGAGAGGUGGGAAGCUUAGAGCAGGGAGUCUCUUAGCCAUUUGUAACAUGUUUUUAAAAACAGUCAGUGUAAACACUGAAUUAUUGUGCUAUUGGACCUGUACGGUGGUAGACACUGUCUUACUGUUUCACUUGUAAACUAGAAAAUUAAAUAAUGUGGAAAUCAAAUCAGUUGUAAAGUCAGUACUAUUUCUUAAAAUUUUCAGUUGUGCUCUGCCCUUAUUUGUAGCGCUAUAGAUGCCCACAGUACGCCUGUAGUGUUUAAAUGAAUGUUUGCAAUACUUAAUAAAUGUAAUAUACCACCA